AGCUCAAACCAAGUGAAGCCGCUAUUCAUUCACUUCUCAGUCACACUGGCGGUAAUGUACAUCUGUAGUCACAGGUGCCCUGGAGUAGCCUGACAGAAACGUGGCUGCCAAUUUGUGCUUACUGCCUCUCCGACCGACACCAAACAUUCCUUCACAUUCAUACAUACACCAGUGUGGGGCAGAACUGGAGGCAAGAUGGGUGAUGUGUCUCUACCUCCUUGCCGUGGAACAAAACAAGCUUUUAAUGUCGGUUGACGUUGCAGCUUCCCGUCAGCCUUAAGAUGAACACAUCCAUAUUUUCUCAUCGUCCGUAUUGACUGCGUUGUUGCAGUGUAAUGCAACAUCUGUGGAUGGACCGUGUGGAAGAAAACAUGUUACUGUUGGCUUCUUGUAAACAGAAAGAACACCUCUGUGGACCCAGACUGAUGGGAGCAGAGAGGGAGAGAGGUAGCGAUAGACGAGAGGAGAGAACGAGAGAGCGAGACAAAGAUCGGUAUCACACGAGAGAGAGAGAGAGAGCGGAGGAUAUCGGCAAGGUGAAGUAAAAGGAGCUAGAGGACUAGUCGCACUGAAAGCACUGAUAGGACCGCCAUGGGCUAGAAGAAAGACAUCAAGCGAGCGGAGUGGGAAGCGCCACAGUCUGAAUAGAGUGCUGCCUGGAAUAGAAGAGGAAGAGGCAGCCAAACGUGACCGAGAGAGAGAGGGAGAAGAACAGGACGGGGGACUGCCAAAUGAAAAAGCAACAUGGGCGUGGAGAGAAGAGAUGGUGGCCGUCACACGAGAAAGUCGUGACUUGUUGGAGAUUGGAGGGAAAAAUCACCUGUCAUGUCGGUCUCUGCAGCAUUUCGCCCGUCUGUACUGUUUGACCUUCCUUAGUCAGCAAGCAGAGUGUGACUGCGGGGAAAAGGAGAGAAGCAUAAAGGGAGUGUCUAUGGGUGAAUGCUAAAGUAGAGUAGGAGUUCAGGGAGUUGUUGCAUUGCAAGACGGACGGUAGUCGUACACUGCAUCCCUCCUCCGGGACCACCAGACUUGUUCUUUACCGAAUGCCUGAAGUGGAAGUGCAAAGAAGCCUGAAAACUGGAAGUCUGGGUCUCUAUCUUGCGCCUGUCAGGACAUCUUUGGUGGGACUUUUAAAGCUGUAGUCUUCCGGAAUAAUGGAUGUAUCAGGGAACUCCAAAGGGUUGGCUACAAGUGGUGCUAGGGUGGGAGAUCCUCGGAUGGUUGAGGUUAGAAUGGGGGAGAGGGACCCCCCGCUGAGGUUGUCACCGUUCCGUAUGCUCCGUGUACUUGACUCAUGCCGUCCUCCCGGAAGCCGUAUUGGUAUUGUCCACGAGAAUGUGAAAAUGGGUUCAGAUGGAGAGAGCGACCAGGCUUCCGGAACAUCUUCCGAUGAGGUCCAGAGUCCUGUCAGGGUCCGUAUGAGGAACAACCACCAUCGGCGCAUCUCUAAUGAGGACAUAAACAAACGUCUGUCUCUCCCAGCUGAUAUCAGGCUACCGGAGGGCUACUUAGAGAAGUUUGCCAUGAACAGCCCGCCCUUUGACAAGCCCAUGAGCCGCAGGCUACGACGCGCUUCAUUGUCUGAAAUUGGUUUUGGGAAGCUCGAGACCUACAUCAAACUGGACAAACUCGGAGAGGGAACAUAUGCUACAGUUUUUAAGGGGCGAAGUAAGUUAACGGACAACCUGGUAGCUCUGAAAGAGAUCCGACUGGAGCACGAAGAGGGCGCGCCGUGCACGGCCAUCAGAGAAGUGUCCCUCCUAAAAGACUUGAAGCAUGCCAAUAUCGUCACGCUCCAUGACAUUAUCCACACGGACAAGUGCCUGACGCUCGUGUUUGAGUAUCUGGAGAAAGAUCUGAAGCAGUACAUGGAUGACUGUGGGAGUAUAAUGAGUGUGCACAAUGUCAAGAUCUUCUUAUUCCAGCUGUUGCGAGGUCUGGCUUACUGCCACAGAAGGAAAGUCCUCCACAGGGACCUGAAACCCCAGAACCUGCUCAUCAACGAGAAGGGAGAACUGAAACUAGCAGACUUUGGUUUGGCGCGGGCCAAGUCCGUGCCCACGAAGACCUACUCAAAUGAAGUUGUGACAUUAUGGUACCGACCUCCAGAUGUGCUUCUGGGCUCCACUGAGUACUCUACCCCCAUAGAUAUGUGGGGUGUGGGCUGCAUCUUUUAUGAAAUGAUCACAGGCAGGCCUCUCUUUCCUGGAUCCACUGUGGAGGAUGAAUUGCACCUCAUAUUCCGCAUCCUCGGCACCCCGACGGAAGAGACUUGGCCUGGCGUCAGCACCAGUGAAGAGUUCAAGACGUAUAAUUUCCCUCGAUACAACGCAGAGCCGCUUGUUAACCAUGCUCCCAGGAUAGACAACGACGGUCAUGACUUGCUGUCACUCCUCCUGCAGUUCGAGGCAAAAAAGCGAGUAUCCGCCGAGGAGGCGCUCAGACACGCUUAUUUCAGAACUCUUGGCGAGCAGGUUCAAACGCUGGCGGACACCGCAUCGAUUUUCUCUGUAAAAGGCAUUCAGCUACAGAAAGACCCCGGGAAGAGAUCCUCGGUCUACCCGGAGUCAACGAUGGCCCAUAAGCUAGGCUCUGCACCCUCACAGUACUUCCAGAGAGAAGCAGCCAAUCCCAGGCCUCAGAGUCACAGUCUCUCCUCUACUUCCACUGGCUGAGUGCUCACUGCCGUUCUGCUCAGGGGAAAGGCAGGAGGCAGAGUGUGCUGUUUUAAUGGUGGCGGAUGGUCCCAAAGCGGAGGAGGUUUGUUACUUUCCGAAUCACUCCUGCCAGAUAUGUACAUUCACGCACACUGAAGGAGCGACACACUCUCACUUGAAGAAAAAAGCAACACACACGCACACACACAUCGAGAACAACAGUGGUUACACACGCUGACUCAUAUAUACGAGAAUAAUCUUCAAAAACAACAAACAAGAAGAGGAGAGAGUAAAGUGGGAGAGUUUUAAGACUCUCCUUGCUGCUAUUACUGCUGCUGUCCACAAGAGGGCAGCGUUUGACGUCGGCUGUUUGGAACAGAGCUUGAACUACAAAAUGAACUUCCACACUCUCAUAAGUCUCUUCCCCACUCUGUCGCUCGGACUGUUGCUGUACAUAAAGAGACUGAGCUCUUCUAUCGUCUCAUGAAAUGCCUCAGCCUGAAUCCAAAACCUCACCUCUGCCCUUUUAUGACAUGAUCUCCAAGACACACACACACACAAACAAUCGUUCUCAUUCUGUAGCUUCAUAUCUGUCAUGUAUACACACAAAAACCACUUUAGUUCCACUUGACAGUUAAGUGUGUGUAUCCGUGGAGUUACAGAGAUGAGUUUUAGCACCUUAUUGUCUGCUAGAGGUCAGGGACGCUGUUGAUACUUUACCUCAUCUGUCACAGUUGAGCUUAAAGAAGUAUAUCUAAUAUGUUAUUAGAGUGAUCAAUAAUUUUAAAUGAUAUACCAAAAAAAAAAAAAAAAAACAGUAAUUGGGACAUAUUAUGGUGUACUACAAUCAUGGACACUCCAGUAAGUAACCUGUCAGGACAAUGAGGUAGAAAAGUGUGUAAGUCCUCACCUGCUUAUCCUUAGAGACCCCCUUUGCCUUGACUCACAGUUUAUUCAGACGUUGAACUGUUCUCUUUGCACCUAAUUUUACCUCUUUGGAUCAGCGCUAGAUGAUUCAACAUCCCUUCAGCCCUCUCCAAGCCUAUAGCUCCAUUGUGCAUUGUCUAUUUUUUACACUUGAUUUGAUUCCUAUUUGUAUAUGAGAUCCUACUUUUUAAACUCGUCAGAAGCAAUGGUGAUUCCAAGAAUGCUGUUCUCAGUCUUUGCUGUGCUCCCGCUGUAAUAGUUGGCGACUGGCUGGGAACGUGUUGCACAUUCCUUGACCUCAGGACUUAAUUGUUGUGUUUUUUUUUUUGUUUUUUUUUUGGGUGCUGCGAGGUGGCGGCUGAACUUGUGUGAAAAUGUAAGAGUAUUUUGGCCUGAAACCCUCACAUCUGCGUUCCCUGCUCUCUUUUUACACCAUCUCCUAGCAUACGUGUGUAUUAAAACAUGUGAAAUGUUUGCACGGCAAGUGAUCUAAUGAUCCUGUCAAGACAUACCACAUUAACCCCCCCCCCCCCCCCCCCAUGAUGAUGUAAAUAAAAAUAUGGUUUGAUAACAAUGGGAUGUAUUGCUUUGGGACCAGAUGACAACUUUUUUUUUUUUGCAUGUUUGUCACACUCGUGUUUCAGAUCAUUAAACAAAUGUAAAUAUUAUUCAAUGACAGUACAACUUAACCCCCUGAACCUAAUAACAACAACUGCAAUCAAGUGUUUAGUAAUAACUUGCAAUGGAUUUCUUGAAUUUUGGCCCACUCGUCAUUGCAGAAUAUUGCAGUCAUUCAGCCAUAUUGGAAGCUUUUCCAGCAUGAAUCGCCUUUUUAAGGUCAUGCCACAGAAUCUCCGACUCGGACUAGGCCAAGUCCAAAGUCCAAGUCCAAAGAUCAUUGUCGGCUGAAGAACCCAAGUUGGUUUCAGCUUAAGGUCACCAACAGAUGACGUUAAAUUCUCCUUACAUUCAUGGUUCCAUUUAUUACAGUCUUCCAGGUCCUGAAGCAGCAAAAGAGCCCCAGACCAUCACACUACCACCACCAUAUUUUACUGUUAGUAUGGUGUUUCUUUUUCUAUACCGUCUAUUCCGUCAGACCACACAUUAUUUUCCCAAAAAUCUUAGGGAUCAUCAAGAUGUUUUCUGGCAAAAUGUUCUUUUUGUUCAGCAGUGUUUUUUUGUCUUUGAAUUUUUCCAUGCCUGCAGUUCUUUGGAUGUUGCUGUGGGGUCUUUUGUGACCUCUUGGAUGAGUCGUCGUUUUGCUGUUGGGGUAAUUUUGGUUGUCCAGACACUGCUGGGAAGGUUCACCACUGUUUUUAAUUUUUAUUUUUUUGCCAUUUGUGGAUAAUGGCUCUCACUGUGGUCUGCUGUAGUCCCAAAGCUUAAUGUUGAUUAUGUUUUAAGGGGAGUGUAGGUUUAUAUAUUUUUUUUUUACUUUUUUUUUAAUUUAAAAACUGCAAUUUGUGUUGAGUUGUGUUGUCACUGACUAAUAUUCUAUCUAUCUAUGAUCUGAAACAUUGUGUAACAAAGAUGGGGGGGAAAGAUUGGAAAAACUUUCUCACACCACUAUAGCUGUCCGCAUAUCUGUAAAAAAAAAAAAAAAAAAAAGGCCAUGGAGUAAUCAACAGGAAUUGAAGCACUCAAACAAAAUAUUUUGUACAAUUUCAAGCUGCCAGAAGCCUCCAAGCACACAGCUGUUCCACACACCAGUAAACCAACACUAAUACGUGUACGUGUCAGUGACAUGGAUUAUCGGUAUAGAGUGCAGUUCCUCAGACCCUGACCUCGGAUCUCUUUCGACUUAGAUGCGGUCCUUGGUCUGGGCCUGUUCAGAACCGCUCCUUUCCCCAGUGUGUGGCGGUAUGUAGCAUGUACAUAGACGAUUGCUCACUUUGUAUAUAUAGAGAAGUGUAUACGUUUGAUACAGAUAGUCACAUUCUGCCCUUUUUUUUUUGUUUCUUUCAUGAAAGUCAUAGCAAUAUUUCUGUAAUCAAUAAAAAGCCGAGGUAAUAGGGUAAUAAUGAUUUGACUCGUUGAUGUAGAGAGGUGACUGUGAAUGAUUCAACUGUGAGACUUGAUGAAAGCGACAGGGAUGUUUUUGUUUUUGUUUUUUUUCUCCCCUUUGAUGUUUUUGCUGUUUGACAUGCAAAUGUGUUCAACGGGUUGACGUUUAAAGGAAGGGUCGCAAAGACAAAACCAGAUUAUUUUGGUUGUUUUUUCCGAAAGCCAUAUUGGAAGUACUAAACAGUGACAGAGGUCUGGUUGUGCAGAGUGACUACUCAAAGGAGAUGUGUACACCUAGUUCAAUAAAAGUUGUCUCUGACACUCAUGA
This is a messenger RNA of Doryrhamphus excisus (bluestripe pipefish), 5916 nucleotides long. RefSeq names its product cyclin-dependent kinase 17-like. Gene Ontology annotation, cellular component: cytoplasm; nucleus. Gene Ontology annotation, molecular function: ATP binding; cyclin-dependent protein serine/threonine kinase activity. NCBI's taxonomy places the organism in Eukaryota, Metazoa, Chordata, Actinopteri, Syngnathiformes, Syngnathidae. Gene Ontology annotation, biological process: protein phosphorylation. The record is from RefSeq and is a predicted model, not a curated record.